UCUCUUCUUCUUGAUACUCGUUAUUCUUUUUUUAAUCCGUUUUCGAUUCCCUCGUCCCGCCGCGUUUCCCCGCCGUGCAGCGCCAUCGAUUCAAACACGACGACAUCUUUUUCUUUCCGGCUCGUGCUCUGCUUUCGACCUUUCCCCUAGCUCAGCUCCAGCCUCUUCUCCGCAGUUCCAGUCGCCAUGUCGGUCGAAAUUGAGCCUGUUGAGCUUUCUUUCCGGCGGCCCUUCACCGUCGAGGUCGCGCAGAUCCUCAAGAUCAAGAACCCAAGCUCAUCGCCUUUGGCAUUCAAGGUGAAAACGACGGCUCCCAAGCAGUACUGCGUUCGACCAAAUGCGGGCCGUAUUGAGCCUGGCCAGGAUUUCGAUGUUACGGUUCUUCUGCAGGCGAUGAAGGCUGAUCCCCCACUGGAUGCAAAGUGCAGGGACAAGUUUCUCGUCCAGUCAGCCCCCAUUACUCCAGACAAGGAAUUCGCCAGCAUUGCUUCAGUCCUCGAAACGACAGAGAAAUCCGCCAUCUUUGAACGAAAGAUCCGAGUCAACUGGCUACCUGCAAGCGACAGCCCUGAUCAUGGCCCCACCGCCGUCGCGACACCUAUCAAGGCAGCCGCGGUGAAUGGAUCGUACGAUACUCCCGAUGCGCCUCGAGCCUACUCCUCUCCAUCUGCUGCCGACUCCCCCAACGUCGCGCCCCCUCCCUAUGCCAAUGAUGACAGGGAGGAUGAUGACUCCAGACCGCAGACCGCCAAGUCGGCCGCUUCCAAGACUGCCUCUGCCGCUGCCAGCACGGUUCUAGCGGGUAGCGACGAUUACAAGGCCAAGAUUGCCCAGCUAGAAGCUGAAUUGGCAAACUAUAAGAAUAGCGGCCUUCGACAGCGCAAUGCUAAGGGCAGUUCGGAGACUGAGAAGAAAUCGGGCGGAGCUCUUGCUCAGCAAACCAAGCAAGGUGUCGAGGGUGUGCCAGUCAAGAUUGUGGCCAUCCUGUGCCUCCUCAGCUUCCUGCUUGCCUACGUCUUCUUCUAAGCCUCCUCUUGAUGAGGAGCGGACAAGUUACUGUCCGAACUAAUGAGAAUUGAAGGGGGAGGUGGUGCCAAAGUUUAUGGCCAAUCUUGAGUUAGAGAAGCUUUUGUUUCGCCCAAUUGGGGGGCUAGUUUCGAAGCCUAUUUCAGCGGCAACGAAACCUGCAAAUCAUGAAAGACAACCCCGAUGAGCAAAGGGCCAUUAUUUCAUAUGAUGGAUGGGGGGGACGGCGCAUUGAUUUUGUUGUGUGUGUACGAAGAAAGUGGGAGAAAAGAUGUGUGAGCUGUGCUGUUUGAGCGAUGACAAAAGGGGGGGCUGGCAAAAAUCUUUCAUCCGCCCCCUUUAUACGGAGAGAGAGAGAGAAAGAGAGAACCGUGGUGGAAACAGGGCUGUCCGUGUUUUUGACUCGUUGAAUUCUCGUCGAGAGAGUCGAGAGAGUCGAGUCGGCAUGUUGUGCAGUUCUCUGUACUUUACUUUGUUUUGGCAGUAGUUUUCUUAGUAUCUCAUAGGCGUGUCUUUGCUCCUUUUUCUUUUUCUUUCCUGUCCUUCCUUUAUUUUCCUUUUCUCUCUCUCCUUUUUUUUUUUUUAACUCUACAUGUUUUUUCUAUUUCCUCGUUUUCGAUUUUGGGCUGCUUCAACUAUUUAUUCCUUUUGUAAGUAAUUCGGUGGAUCCAAGUAGAAUGCGUGCCUUGCUCGUCGGUGGGCAUAUCAGGUACUCAGGUAGGUAGAUAGGUAGGUAGGAUGGGAAAAUUUUCAAUUUAAUGAAAGUCUUUUU
Messenger RNA from Trichoderma virens Gv29-8, 1798 nucleotides. RefSeq lists its product as uncharacterized. The transcript is spliced from 7 exons. Bases 187 to 1026 code for a protein of 279 amino acids. The record is from RefSeq and is a predicted model, not a curated record. Gene Ontology annotation, molecular function: FFAT motif binding. Gene Ontology annotation, biological process: endoplasmic reticulum membrane organization. Gene Ontology annotation, cellular component: endoplasmic reticulum membrane; plasma membrane. NCBI's taxonomy places the organism in Eukaryota, Fungi, Ascomycota, Sordariomycetes, Hypocreales, Hypocreaceae.